UAAAUAUAUUCCCAGGGAAGCAAAGUCUCUCGAUGUGCACAUGAUGUAACGAAUCUUCUGGUAUACGCUUAGUAGCCAUUUUGUUUUCGACGGAAGGGCUGAUCAAGGUAUCCAACUGUCCAUACACCCUGGUCAGUGAGGUAUUUGAGCUCUUCACCAUGGAUUCAAAACGGCAUGAAUGCAGCGCCAGGUCGCAAACAGAAUCACCACCUACACCGCCUUCACCUCCCCUGUAUAGUACAGGUUAUCCAACGCAUGACAACUACAAAAGCAGAACAACACGUCGUUCACCUUCUCCUACCGACUACAGGGGCAGUAAAUCUUCUCGGAAUGAAUCGCCACCGGAUAGACGAAGACGUAAAAGGAGUACGUCUAGAAGUUCUCCAAUUCGAUCUCACAGACGGUCACGUUCAAGUGACAGAGACAAAGAUCGAGAUAGAGACAGGGACAGGUCAAGAAAAUAUUCACGUAGAGAUAGAUCAAGAUCGAGAUCUAGGGGAAGAUCUCGUUCAAGGGACAGACGACGUAGUCGUAGCAGAAACAGAAGUAGAGACAGACAUAGAUACAGGGAUAGUCGUAGACAUCAUAGAGCACCGUCUUAUGAAUCAGAUGCUUUUGAAGAUCAUUCUGAUACGGUUGCGGCACAACAACAACCACCACCACAACCGAAUGCUUUUAAAAAUGAUGGAAGUUUUAUGGAGAUGUUUAAAAAAAUGCAAGAACAAAUGCAACCAACGCAACAACCAACAACAUCGGUUCUCGAAGAGAAACCCGUAAUACCGCCACCAUUGAUGGUUGGUAAAAGGAGAGGUGGAAGAAUUCUUAAAACUGGAAUGGUCGCAAAGCCAAAGACUGAGCCAACUACUGAACAACCGAAGGAUGCGUGGUCCCUUUAUAUGGCAGAAGUGAAAAAGUAUCGUGAAGUUUGUUGUCAGGAAGAGGAUAAUACCAGACCAUUGGUCAAAUAAUUUAUUUUCUUUCUUCUUCUUCUUCUUCUUCUUCUUCUUUGUCGUCAAAUUAUUCCUGUAACAAAUGUGCUGUGAAUGGACAUUAGUUCUUUUUUUUUCCUUCUUUUUUUUAAUUUUAAUUUUUAUUGUAUUUUAUUAUUAUUUUUUUUUUUUUUUUUAUAAUAACAAUACGAAACAGUAGUCCAAUCUAUACUCACACUUGUGAAUAAUUUACAUAGAAAAUAUUCGUAUAAUUUUUAAAGGUACAAAAUGUCAUUUUUAAUUGAAUCUAUUGUUUAAUAUAAAUGUUUAUCUAAAUAAUUAUACGUCAUUUGAAACAACUCGUUGUAUAUGAAAAGCUUUUUGUAGAACAAAAAGAGUUGAUUAUUUAAAAAAAAAAAAAAAA
Molecule: messenger RNA, 1353 nt
Organism: Polistes dominula (European paper wasp)
Lineage: Eukaryota; Metazoa; Arthropoda; Insecta; Hymenoptera; Vespidae
Molecular function (GO): 3'-5' exonuclease activity; 5'-3' exonuclease activity
Source: RefSeq, a predicted model, not a curated record